Triplophysa rosa is the source of this 4693-nucleotide messenger RNA. RefSeq names its product protein phosphatase 1, regulatory subunit 16B (gene ppp1r16b). NCBI's taxonomy places the organism in Eukaryota, Metazoa, Chordata, Actinopteri, Cypriniformes, Nemacheilidae. The transcript is spliced from 11 exons. Bases 462 to 2045 code for a protein of 527 amino acids. Gene Ontology annotation, cellular component: cytoplasm. Gene Ontology annotation, molecular function: enzyme inhibitor activity; phosphatase regulator activity; protein binding. Gene Ontology annotation, biological process: regulation of sprouting angiogenesis; establishment of endothelial barrier. The record is from RefSeq and is a predicted model, not a curated record.
UUCAUGCAGCAAAGAAGCGCGCGACGCAUCACGGCACUUUUCCGCGGUUAACGUUCGGAUAUAACUGCGGCAAGCGCGCGGUGAGUUUGCAUUUACACAUCUCUAGAUGUUUAGCGGUUGGAGCUCAUUUGAACAGGAAUUUCUGUGUAAAGUGUGGGAGAGGAGACAGCGCGGCGUCCGCCGGAGUCAGACUCGGAGGGAGGAGGUGAGGAGGUUCUUCAGUCGCCCCCUCUUCUCGCUCCUCACUAACUUUCUGAAAGCGUGUUUCCGUUGAACGGCUUGUUUCAAGUAAAUGCGGUAUUUCCACACAGAGUGUCUCCGGUUCUGCCGAGUUUCUGGUCAUAGUUGAGGAUGAAGGCUGGAGGUUUGGCAGGAAGAUGCAGCCCCUGCUAGAGUCAUCACCUCACCAACAUCAUCCACCUCUCCGCUCUUCUGCUCGCACCUUCCACCUGUAGCCCAGCAUGGCCAGUCACCUGGAGUUGCUGACGGAGCUUCAGCAGCUGGAUAAGGUGUCUAGCCUAGAGCGCCUCCGAGCGGCUCAAAAGCGUCGCACGCAGCAGCUCAAGCGAUGGGCCGUCUAUGAAAAGGAAAUGCAAAACAAGAAGCGCAAGGCCGACAAACGCCGUGGCGGCCAUGGGAACAUGGUGGAAAACCGAAGAAGGAUUUCGUUUUCUGCGAACGUGGCUUUGUUGGAGGCAUCGGCGCGGAACGAUACUGAUGAAGUGAGAUAUCUGCUAAAGAACAACAUCCCUCCUGAUCUUUGUAAUGAAGACGGUUUGACGGCCCUGCACCAGUGUUGCAUUGAUAAUUAUGAAGACAUGGUGCGGCUCUUGUUGGCUCAUGGAGCGACUGUGAACGCUCAGGACAACGAGCUGUGGACUCCACUGCAUGCUGCUGCUACCUGUGGACACACGGGUCUCGUCAAGAUCCUCAUCCAACAAGGCGCUGAUCUCUUGGCUGUGAACUCUGAUGGGAAUAUGCCCUAUGACCUCUGUGAAGACGACCCCACUCUGGACAUCAUCGAGACUGCCAUGGCAAACCGCGGCAUCACUCAGGAGAUGAUCGAUGAGACAAGAGCGGCUGUGGAGAGGAGGAUGCUGGGAGAUAUUCAGACCCUCCUGCAGGAUGGAGCUGAUGUUAACCAGCAAGAAUCGCAGGGGGCAACGCUGCUUCACAUCGCAGCAGCGAACGGUUACGCGCAGGCUGCAGAGCUGCUAUUAGAGGGCGGAGCUAGAACAGAUAAGAGAGAUUCUGAUGGGUGGCAACCGCUGCACGCCGCUGCCUGUUGGGGACAGGUCCAUGUGGCCGAGCUGCUCGUCUCACAUGGUGCCAAUCUAAAUGCCAAGACUUAUAUGGAGGAGACGCCCAUAGAUCUGUGUGAAGAUGAGGAGUUCAGGAAUCAUCUACUGGAGUUGAAGCACAAGCACGACAUCAUCAUGAAGUCGCAACUGAAGCACAAGACAUCUCUGUGUCGCCGCACCAGUAGCACAGGAAGCCGCGGUAAAGUGGUGCGGCGGGCGAGUCUGUCAGACAGACAUAACCUCUGUCGGAAAGAGUAUCAGACAGAAGCCAUCGUGUGGAGAGGACGAGAAGAACAAGAAUCUGAGCAAGAGCACAGCCAAUACACGAUGCAGCCUGAGGAUCCACCACGAGUUCCUGGAAUCCUGAAAGAGGAAACAAGACACAACGGUCGCCUCUCCGCUCUUAACGGUGACCCGGUGACCCCCGAGCCUCAAGACACCGCCCCUUCCCCACCCACUGAGGAAUCUAAGCCCAGGUGCCCUCAGACGCUGUCAGAACUCAAAAAGCAGCGGGCCGCAGCCAAACUCCUCAACCAUCCCAUCCUCAACGGUCACCUGGGCAACGGCUCCACGCUGGCCACAGAGACCAAAUCCGAUCCGGAAGAUCCUCGUAUGCCGCUGGUGUCGUCCAACGGCAGCGCGGUUUACUUCACGCCGGCCAGCGGAGACCCGCCCCUUCUGAAAUUCAAGCAGCCAAUAGAAGACGAGAACCCCAAAACUCACAGCUGCUGCUGUGUCUCAUAGUUUCCAGGAUCCCAAGCGUCCGAUUGGAUGGAGGCCAAAUUUAACGAGUAACAGAAGAGCAUGUGGCCGCCCACUAGUGGAUCCCCCGUAUUUCACCUGCUUAUUCCAGUCCAAACCUGGAGGUGUUCUGAUGAAGAAAUGCAGGAGGAGGCAUGUGGGGUAAACAAAGUAAACAGAUUGUGUGGUACUAUAAACCGAUGAUGGUCUGAAAACAGUCUUACUCUGGGACAGGAAAGACGGGUUGUCAGAUAGGAAGAAAAUGUUGCACAGCUUGCGUCCAUCACCCCGAUUCAUGAUUUAUACAGAGAUUCAUUCAACUGAAAUAAAAGGUUUACUGUUUGUGGAUGCUCAAGCUAAGGAAUUGUUGAGCUGUUGUGCAGUUUAGAAUUCGGACCAGAAUGAAACGUUUCCAGUGUUUCUGUUCUGUUGCCUGUGAUGACCUACUGUACUGCGUGUGAGAGGCAACAGGGCCCAAAAGUAUUGUGUACAGUAUUUAUUCAUAUAUGUGCAUAGAAGUCACUGUACUAUAAGAUUCUUAUUUAUUGUACUGCAGAGAGAUGAAGCCAUUUAUAGAAAGGAUGAAUUAAAGAAACGUCCCACAUACGUCAGUAUUUGUGUAUGUCAGUGUUAUAAGGACACGUCCAGCUUGCAUCUCACCCCAGAAAUAACAAAAAAUAAGAUGGUUAUUUUUAGAUGUAUACUUCUGAUGUUAUUUUCUUUGACCACAUUUCAAGGAAUACAGUAUAAAUGGACUGUAAUGGAUUUUUUAUUGAACAUUAAAGACGCAGUGUAAAUGUGAAUUUGAGCGGGGAAAAAAUCUGUGUCAUUAAAUUUGCUACAAUGCAAGUAAUGCUCCCAGAAACAUGUUUAAUUAUAUACACAAUUAUAGAUUUAUUACAUGCCUAUUAAUAAGCUCAUCGCUCUUUCAUUUUAAUUUUGGGGUGAAAUGUGACCUGGCUGUGUAUUGUGAGAUUCACCCGUCUGUCAGCGUCGUGACUGCUCUACAUGUGCUUUAGAGGUGAGACCGGUUUAGCUGCUGAGAGGAAAAUAAAAUGAACAUUGUAGCUGUCAUUUAAAGGGAUAGUUCACACAUAAAUGUAAAAUCAUUUACUCACGCUCACAUAGUUCCAAACCUUUAUAAAUGUUUUUGUCCUGUUAAACACCCCCAUUGACUCCCAUAGUAUUUCUUUUCCCUACUAUGGCAGUAAAUGGGGGAUAAGAUCUGCUUGGUUACUGAAAUUCUUAAAAAUAUCUUCCUUUGUGUUCAGCAGAACAAAGGCAUUUAUUGAGGUUUGGAACAACCUGGGGUGAGUAAUGAUGAACUGUCCCUUUAAUGCAUACAUCAGGGAUGAACACAGCGGGAGGAGAAUGAGAAACAUAUCCAGACAGAAUUACGUAUUGUGCAUGUAAAUCAUACACGAUUUAGUUGAUGCAGUAACUCUUUCGAGCUGGAUUAUGUCUCUCAUAUUGGGUGCCAAAAUCUUCCAGAAGUUCAGAAUGUCAGAAACAGCCAAUGAGGUCCAGUGAUACUCUUGUAGUCCCGCCUUCUUGUCAAUAGUAACUUCAUUCAUGCGUCACUUUACAAAGGAGGAAAGCAUGUAAAUAAUCUUCGGAAUUUGUUUCCUUUUUAUGGAAAGAUACUGAAAUGCAAUAUGAGCGUAAUGUUACAGUGAAAAUGCUUAACACUGUUCACGUCAGAGGCCAAAAAUACUGACAUGAAACUGCUUUACACACACAGAACGCUGUAUGACACAUACGGGCCUAAUGCAUCACGUUUAGGAAAGCGCCCGUGACUGAAUAUAGAAAAACGCACCGGUGUCAUACAGCUGUAGCGUACAGUAUUCUUGUAGCUCGUGUUUUUGGACAUUGAAGUAGAAAUAUGACUAGAAACGGAGAGAAUCCUGCUUCUGUUUUACAGUCAGAUGAAGUUUUCCUGCCACGAUAAAAGGAAAAAAAACUACUGAUUUUAUAGUUACUGGAGUACACUGAUCACUGUAUUAAUGUAUUUUCAAUAAAUUGUAUAUUUUGAUCAGUUUCUAAAGCGGUCUUGUUUCUUGGUCUGUUUGAACAGGCGAGCACACGAAUGAAAUGAUAAAUACAUGCACAAUUUAAGAACGCAAAAGCAAAUUCAAAACUCUAAAUUCAAACUAAAUGUCCAAAGCAAGUGUGUGAACAUCCUUACAACGUAUAUUGAGCAAAAUAAUACAAGAUUCAAGAAGUCUUGCUUUCGGCUCUUAACAAUAUAACUAAUUUCUAGCCUGAAACAUGAAGUUUGCCAAUAGAGUAGAAAAUUCCGAAGAAAAACAUUUGGUUAUUUUUCUUUAUUGGCAAGCAGCAUUUUUUUGUUUCAAGCUUAAACAUAAAUGUUUAUUACAUUUAAUUGAAAGCAAGACAAAAUCUUUCCCUAUUUUGCACUUUAAACAUACUUUGUUUGCCACAACAUCUUAAGAUGAGUUCUGCUUUAAGAGUUGCCUCAGGUCUGAUUAUUGCAUUUAUAAACCACAGUCUUGAUCUUUCAGGAAGUGUUUGUUCAGCCAGCUGCCCAAUGAUUGUCUGUGGCAAACAUCCAACCGCAUUGAGUCAGCACUCAGCAGGUCAGGAAACUAGGAAGAAACCAAAUGACAAGUGCUCACUGCAUUACAUAUAAU